AAUAUCGUAAUUACAGAAGAGAGUCUAAGCUUACUCCUACGAGGAAUGGCGCGCAGAGACUUUGAUGGUGAAGAUAGAUAAAGUGAGAUUCGGCAUUGGCGAUAUUAAUGGGCAGACUGAGAAACUUCGCCCCUUAGGAAUUGGAAUGUUGCGAUUCGCACCUUCGAGGAAGGCACGUUUCACGUUAUGCAGUUGUCGCACGUGCGGAUCCCACCACAAAACGACGUGUCUGCCUGACAAAUCCAGCAAAAAAUAUCUUCUUAUAACUCUCAGUCUCGUCCUCCCAUCAACCACGGCAAGCUCUACCGUAACUCUUGCAAAAUGGAAUCCUUCGUCGAUGCUCCGAAACUUCGAGCUGAAUUCAUGAAAAUCUUGCGUGGUAGACGAUCAAAUGAAGUUCCGCUUUCUGUGGAGCUUGCGAAGCCUGUUGUGGAUCCUAUGUAUCAAGGAACUUCCCGUCCUCUGCUCGAUGAGGCAAUGGAAUCUUGCCCAAAAGAGAACAUUGAGAAUUUCAAGGAUCUACUGAGAGAAGAAAACCUUUACUUGAUUACUGAGGCCAGUGAGCAAGGACGCUUACCCGUGCUAAUCUUAAGCAUGAAAGACAGCAAGGAUGAAAGAAAGCCGGCUAUUGUAUUUUUGCAUUGUACAAACAGCUGCAAGGAACAGAUACGGCCAUUGCUUGAGGCAUAUGCUUCACGGGGAUACAUAGCUGUUGCCAUUGAUUCUCGCUACCAUGGUGAACGUGCCAGCAAUACAAGUACAUAUCAAGAUGCUCUUGUAUUAUCAUGGAAAAAUGGUGAUACAAUGCCUUUCAUAUUUGAUACGGUGUGGGACUUGAUUAAACUGGCAGAUUAUCUUUCAGAGAGGGAGGAUAUUGACCCUUCUAGAAUAGGAAUUAUUGGUGUAUCACUUGGAGGAAUGCAUGCAUGGUUUGCCGCAGCUGUGGACACUCGUUAUGCUGUGGUUGUCCCAUUAAUAGGUGUUCAGGGUUUUCGAUGGGCCAUAGACAAUGAUAAAUGGCAGGCAAGAGUUGACAGUAUAAAGCCUGUCUUUGAAGAAGCACGGGUGGAUUUGUCCAAGGAGGAAAUUGAUAAAGAAGUGGUGGAAAAGGUUUGGGAUAGGAUUGCUCCUGGUCUAGCUUCCCAAUUUGAUGCACUUCACACAGUUCCAGCUAUUGCACCACGGCCUCUGCUGAUAAUAAAUGGUGCAGAAGAUCCUCGUUGCCCACUUGAAGGUUUGGAAAUUCCAAUAUCACAAACAAAUGAGGUUUAUAAAGAGGCGACCUGUUCUGAAAAUUUCAAGAUGAUAGCACAACCUGGGAUUGCCCAUCAAUUUACUCCUUUGAUGGUGAAAGAAUCUAGUGAUUGGUUUGACAAGUUCCUCAAGUAAGAUUGUUUUCAGCCUCAUCUCUGCGUUUCUACUGCCAUAUUCUCAAAGCCCGCCGUUCCCAGAUGCUUUACGUCAACUGAAGCAAAAGUGUGUCAUAUAUUCAUAUUUAUAUGGUGGUUUACUUGAUCUAAUACUGGUCAAAUUAAGUACAUGUAUAAGAUAAUAAAUCCCGCAGACCAAAUAUAGUAUGUAUAGAAAUAUGGGAUUUGUGUAA
Molecule: messenger RNA, 1603 nt
Organism: Macadamia integrifolia
Lineage: Eukaryota; Viridiplantae; Streptophyta; Magnoliopsida; Proteales; Proteaceae
Product: putative hydrolase YtaP
Exons: 13
Coding region: 322-1389 (355 amino acids)
Biological process (GO): proteolysis
Molecular function (GO): serine-type peptidase activity
Source: RefSeq, a predicted model, not a curated record